UCAAUGAAUCAGGUACCAAGACGCCAUGGCCAUCGUGCGAGUGUACGGCAGGCCGACGUACUUCGUGACGUUCACCUGCAACCCAAACUGGCCUGAGAUCCAGGCGGCGCUCCUGCCCGGCCAGGAUGCGCAGUCCCGCCCCGAUCUGGUGGCCAGGGUGUUCCACCUAAAGCUGAAGGCCCUGCUGAAGGAGCUCACCACCAGCGGCAUCUUCGGACGCUGUGUCUCCAUGCUGAUGGUGGUCGAGUUCCAAAAACGAGGUCUGCCGCACGGCCAUAUCCUGGUCAUCGUCCGGCAGGAGGACCGCCCGCGGACUGCCGACGAUGUAGACGCGGUGAUCACGGCGGAACUGCCCGACCCAGCCAGGUCAGACCAGGCGCGCCGCCUGCACGAGAUCGUGGAGGGCGGCCAGGAGUUUGUGCGUGACGGGCGGCUCAUCACCAACCAGUGGGUGGUACCCUUCUCUCCAUACCUGUCCCUGAAAUAUGAGGCUCACGUGAACGUGGAGGUGUGCUGUUCGGUGCAGAGUGUCAAGUAUCUUUUCAGGUACAUCUACAAGGGCCCGGACCGCCAGAUGGUGCGCGCUGACAACCUGAUCGGCGGCGAUGACGAGAUCGCAGAGUACCAGGACAUGCGCUCGAUCGGUGCCAGUGAAGCCUGCUGGCGUCUGUUCGACAUGCCGAUGAGCCAGCGGCAGCCGAACGUGGUCGCUCUACAGGUGCACCUCGAGGAUCACCAGCUGGUGUACUUCGAGCCGGGACAGGAGCGGCAGGCGGCUCAGGCCGCCCGACGCACCCAUCUCACCGCCUGGCUGGAGUAUAACCGGGAGUCGGCCGCCGCCGACCCGGACUGCCGCCGACUGCUCUACCCGGACUUCCCGUCGCGGUAUACCUGGCAGGCCGGCCAGAAGGUGUGGCGCAAACGGCGCCAACAGCAGGCGGCAGAGGCAAUCGGCCGCGUGGUGAGCCUCUCACCACGUCACGGCGACGUGUUCUACCUCCGCGUGCUGCUGCACCACGUCGCGGGGGCGGCGUCCUUUGAGGAGCUGCGCACCGUGGACGGCGUGGUCUGUGCCACCUAUCGUGAGGCGUGCUGCCUGCGUGGCCUUCUGCAGGACGACCGCGAGUGGGAGGUGACGAUGGAGGACGCGGCGCACGCACAGAUGCCGGCUCAAAUCCGGCGCCUCUUCGUGACGCUGCUGCUCUUCUGCGCACCAGCCGAUCCGUCAGAGCUGUUCCGGCGUCACCUGGACGCCAUGUCUGAUGACUUCGGCCGUCGUCAUCGCGACCUGCCGGACGAGCUGCGCGCUGCACUAACACUGGUGGACCUGGAGCGGCAGCUACAGCAGGCCGGCAAAGAGCUCCGAGACUUCGGUCUGCCGGAGGUGACGCCCGAUCAGCGGGCGCGGGCAGCUGAGCUGCAGCAGGCCGCCGAGCUGCGCCAGCUGCCGCGGCUCAUUCAAGAGGAGCUGGAAUAUGACGCAGCAGCGCUCAGAGACCAGGUGGCCAUCCAGCUGCCCACUCUGCUGCCGCCGCAGCGCCACGUCUUCGACCUGGUAAUGACGGCCGUCGACGGGCGGCGUCCGCUGGCCGUGUUCGUGGACGCCGCUGGUGGCACCGGAAAGACGUACGUCUUCAACACGCUGCUGGCGGCGGUGCGCUCGCAGGGUAUGGUAGCGCUCGCAGUGGCCUUCAGUGGAAUUGCUGCCACUCUGCUGGACGGCGGGCGCACAUACCACUCGCGUUUCAAGGCACCGCUGCAGGUGGACGCGACAUCAACGUGCGCCAUCAGCGCGCAGAGCCCGCUGGCGGAGCUCAUCCGACGGACGGCGCUCAUCGUGCACGGUACCCGCGCACAGGUGGUGGACGCCUGUCUGCGACGGUCAGCGCUGUGGCGUCACUUCAUUGUGGCGCCGCUGCUGGAGAACAUGCGGGCGCGGCGGGCAGCCGGGCCGGACGGUCCAGAGCUGCGGGCGUUCUGUGACUGGCUGCUCGAGCUGGGAGAGGGACGCGCAGAGGGCCCCGAGGAUGGGUUUGUUCAGCUGCCCCCGCACCUGGUGAUGGACGCCGAUAUCGACGCUGUCAUUGACUGGGUGUUUGAUGACCUGGCAGGGCGACACGGCGACCGGGAGUGGAUGGCGUCGCGGGCUGUGCUCGCGCCGCGAAACACUCGGGUCGACGAGCUGAACGCCGCAGUCACCGAGCGCUUCCCCGGAGAGGCCGUCCGCCUGCUGAGCGCCGACAGUCUGGUGGAGGAGGCCGAGCAGCUGGAUUCCACAUGA
Messenger RNA from Amphibalanus amphitrite, 2281 nucleotides. RefSeq lists its product as uncharacterized. NCBI's taxonomy places the organism in Eukaryota, Metazoa, Arthropoda, Thecostraca, Balanomorpha, Balanidae. The transcript has 4 exons. Gene Ontology annotation, biological process: telomere maintenance; DNA repair. Gene Ontology annotation, molecular function: DNA helicase activity. The record is from RefSeq and is a predicted model, not a curated record. Bases 26 to 2281 code for a protein of 751 amino acids.